Komagataella phaffii GS115 is the source of this 336-nucleotide messenger RNA. Its product is annotated as RNA polymerase III subunit C11. Bases 1 to 336 code for a protein of 111 amino acids. Gene Ontology annotation, biological process: DNA-templated transcription; termination of RNA polymerase III transcription. Gene Ontology annotation, cellular component: RNA polymerase III complex. The record is from RefSeq and is a predicted model, not a curated record. Lineage: Eukaryota; Fungi; Ascomycota; Pichiomycetes; Pichiales; Pichiaceae. The transcript has 2 exons. Gene Ontology annotation, molecular function: nucleic acid binding; zinc ion binding; DNA-directed RNA polymerase activity.
AUGUUGAUGUUCUGUCCCAACUGCCAGAAUAUGCUAACGGUGACGAAAGCAGCUGACUCUAUCAAUAGAUUCAAUUGUCCCACUUGUCCAUAUGAGUUCCCAAUAGUGGGUAUGCAGAUGUAUGAAAGAAAAGACCUGUCUAGAAAACAGGUAGACGAUGUGCUCGGAGGAGCUGGGGCUUGGGAUAAUGUUGAUCAGACUGGUGCUCAGUGUCCCAUUGAUAGUUGUGGGGGUGAUAAGGCAUACUUUUUUCAGCUUCAAAUUAGGUCUGCUGACGAACCCAUGACUACCUUCUUGAAAUGUUGCAAAUGUGGUCACCAGUGGAGAGAAAAUUAG